This is a messenger RNA of Drosophila hydei, 1876 nucleotides long. RefSeq lists its product as uncharacterized. The coding region runs from base 60 to 1844 and encodes 594 amino acids. Lineage: Eukaryota; Metazoa; Arthropoda; Insecta; Diptera; Drosophilidae. The record is from RefSeq and is a predicted model, not a curated record. The transcript is spliced from 7 exons.
ACUAAAAAUAAAAAUAAAAAAAAAUAAAAAAAAGCAAAGAAAAUAAAAACAAAAUAAAAAUGGGUGUGGAAAGAGGUGUAGCAUGUUCCUCGCGUCGGGGUAAACAAUUUGCUCGAGAUGACUUGGGCCCAAAGCCGGUGCAUCUGCGUGCCCUUAGAUUCCACGGCUUAUUUGGCAUGCCCCUCGUGCGCCAGCAUUUCAUAGUGGACCCUAACUGGAGCCCCGAGUCGUUAUACUCCCAAUUGUCUGGCAUGAACGAGUUGCUAGCUCGAAAUGCGAUUUUCAAGCGACACGAAUUAAAGAUCAAUCGACAGCGGUACAUUGAAGAAAGUAAGCGACUCAAAUCGCAAUGCCGCAAUGGUUUUGUCAAGCUACGGAACAUCCUCUCAAACAAUAAUACGGCGGCCAUUCGGAACAUACUGACCGACUACAAGGACAUGCAACGUCUAUACCAAAGGAUGCCCAUCCAUCUCGUCUUAGACAACAUCAAUCAGCGCACAUUUGUCAUGCGUAAGGAACGCGAUCGUCUCGAGUGCCGACUGGGUAAGCUGAAGGAUACAUAUAGAACGCAACUGAAACAUCGCGCAAUGUUAGAAAACCGUAUAAAAUAUCAGAAUGAGUUUGUCCUGGUGGAGGAGUCCAAGUCGCGUGAGUUUAUGAGGAGAAUUGAGAACUCGCAAGUGCGCUUGAAAGCCAUCAAGGCCAUCAAUCUAGCAUAUAAGAAAAUGGUGCGAGUGCUAAUCCAAGAUGCUAUAUUCUACGACCCUAUACUGCGUUCUCUCAGUGACGAUAUGGAGGAUCAGACGAAUUUUAUUAAGCACAUACUCCAUCUGGGCAUGCCUGCCAUAGUCAAGUUUAAGGAACUCAAGUACGAGUAUUUCCAGAUUGAGGCAAAGUUUCGGAAGAGCAUACAUGAGAAGGUGAGUAUUUUAGGAUCGUUGAAAGUCCAAGGGAGGGACGCCGAUGGCGCAUAUAAACGCCAGAUGAGCAAGAAGGCCGAUGAGGGGACCAAUAGCAGGCUGUAUGAACGGGAGACACAUAGUAUGUUACUGCUCAAGAAUGUACUGAAGGUCAUCGAGGGUGUUAUCAGGGAUCUGAAAGUCGGUACUCUGUGCUCCCAAGCCAAGGAAAUAUAUCCGCGGAUGAAGACCGCGAUUGAACGCAAUCGCAGGUUGUCCAGAACCGCUGAGUUUGAAGAAAUUACUCGAUAUGCCCUCGAGGACAGAGUCACAUACGCCACUGUGAUAGAAAGUCUUUUAGCCAAUAAUCUGGAGGAUCAGGAAAUUCAGCGUCUCAGCCAAAUAAACGGAUUGAAAACAACUUUGGCAGAGGCACAACAAUUUGAGCAGGACACAUUGAGACAUAUGAAAUAUCGCGCCGAUGCAUUCAUUACGCUUCGCUGGUCUCUGUGGAAUCUUAUUGCAAUAUUGCAACAUGUAGAGGGUAAUCCCAAAGUAAGACGCAUCACUUAUCCGAAUUCGUAUCUGCAAUUGCCUCUGCUUAGAUUUGAAAUGCUAAAUACGUAUGCUCAUGCCCCUGAGCUGUACGACGUAGACAUUGAACGUAUUAUGCAUGUGCUCAAGCGCAAGGUAUUUAAGUUGAUGAAGGCCUACAACUCGGAUAUGCAAUCCAAAGUAGAACAGUAUAGAGAGAAGUAUCAUUCGGAUUAUUUGCGCUCCUGUGAUGUACUAGACUUUUCAUCGGAUGAAGAUCGGGGGCCGGCGGCGGCUGAUGGUCGGGAGUUAGUAAAUGAGAGGUCCAUGACCAAUGUACUCAAUCGCAAUCAGAUUAAGUUGGAAAGUGCCAAAUGUAUUGAGCAAGCACUUAGAAUAUAUAAUGCAUAGAGUGUAUGAGUAUUUAUUGAUCAGUUGACUAA